This is a messenger RNA of Metopolophium dirhodum (rose-grain aphid), 2046 nucleotides long. Its product is annotated as DNA-directed RNA polymerase III subunit RPC5-like. The coding region runs from base 122 to 1432 and encodes 436 amino acids. Lineage: Eukaryota; Metazoa; Arthropoda; Insecta; Hemiptera; Aphididae. Gene Ontology annotation, biological process: DNA-templated transcription. Gene Ontology annotation, cellular component: nucleus; RNA polymerase III complex. The record is from RefSeq and is a predicted model, not a curated record. The transcript is spliced from 9 exons.
CAACAGCCUGCUUUAAACUGGCGACUGCCGACUAUAACUUCUGAAGAGCGAGUUCUUCAAUUUUUGGUUUCUACAUUCUAGUUUUUUCCAACUUUCAAUUCAGUCUUGAACUUCUGUUGCGAUGGAUAAUGAAACCUAUGACGAUGAAAUAAUUAAAGAAAUACCUGUAUAUUUGAGCAAUGAUGCAAUGAAAUUAUUGUUGUUACACUAUCCUACAAGAUUGUCUAAAAACGAUCAAUUACUGUCGUCGAAUGUUACCCAGUGUAAAUAUAAAUCAGAAUGUGAAGAGUUAGAGAUAUCGUAUGCGCUUGACACUGAUAACAAUUAUGAUAAAGGUCAUGGGCAAGAGUUGGCUGCCGAAAUGGAUAAAACGUCCAAAGAUAAAAGCAGCUAUCCCAGCGGUAUGGUUGAUCACUUAAGCUUUGAAUCCCACAAUACAUCAUCAAAUACUACUGAUAUGAUAAUGUAUACAUCUGGAAAAAGUAUUCAUUUAUGUCCACUGAAGAAAACAAUGAACAUGCUCCCUAAAUUAUCUCACAUUGAUAAGAUUGACCCAAAGGAUGAAAGUAAAAAGUCUUCUCAAAACGAGUCUGAGGAGGAAGAUGAAGAAAGUGAACAGAUUAUGGCAAAAUUCAAAGAUAGGCCUGGUAAAAAAAGUGAAAAGAAAAAAAUGCAAGAGAUGGUUAAACAACGAGCAAUGGAACCUUGGAUUGAUUUAAACUUUGUACCAAAUGGACAUUACUUUUCCAGGGGAGAAUUAGAAAAGUUUAUGUUGCCAUAUUCAAAUGGAACUGAUCUAAAAGAUCCUGAUAUAACAAUAACUAAAGUUGAAAAAGAAGUAAUCAAUGAAAAUAUUAAUGCGAUUAGAUCACGUCAAUUAUCUAAAAAUGAAAUAAAAUCAUAUUCUCUUGAGAAAAAAAUAAAAAUACUUUUAUUUAAUGCAAAAAUGAUAUCUACGAAGAUGUUGAUAAAUCUACUGCAUAAAUGUGGUGUGCCAAGUGAUGAAAGUGUUAUAACAAUUUUGACUCAUUUAAAAGAAAUGGCAGUUUUAGUUCGUGGCAAUUGGACCUUAAAGAGUGAAGAACUCUAUCCAGAUAAUACUAUAUCUGCCCAUUUUGGCUUAAGUUUUGAAGUCAUGCGCCUUUUAAGAGAUUAUAUUAUUCACUUAUUGGAUUCUGACCAGAUUGUCAAUCGUAAAAACAUUGGGAAAAUAUUUAAUGCACCACCAGAAGAAGUUAAGGAUGUUUUGAACUCUGUUGCAGUACUGGACAAAACCAAAACGUGGAGACUGCUUGUUACUGACAAUGAUGGAUUUUUAGAAACUGUGGACAAUUAUAAGGAAAUAUGUAAAGAACAAAGUGAUUGGUGGACAACAAGAGUAAAGCAAAUCAAUACCUGGCUUGAACAUAAACCAAAAAAAAAUUCAAUGUAAAUUUUAUUUAUUAAAUACUACUUUGUUUAAUUUUUUUGACCUAUUUUUUCAAAUUUGAAUGUAAAACUUGUAAGUGUGUAUUUAGCUAACUUUAUGUAUAAAGUGAUAUAGCGAUCCAAUGGAUAUAUCUUGGUCAUGAGCAGGGUUAUGAAUUAAAUUAAUUUGCAUGUUGUUUAUAGGUCUAAUACGAAAUCUUAUUUUGCAUAUUUUAUGGGUUAGGACAUAUUGUUGCAUGUUUUCAUGAUUUAUUUGUAUUAAUGCUUAUUUUCUUAAAAUGUUUUUGUUUUUUUCCGGUCUAUCCAGUCUAAAUUGGUCUAAUAAACUCGUACCUCAUAAACCCGAUAGUAAAAUCAUGAUUGUUCUGAUAUCUACAAGUUCGUUAUCACUUAUUCAUAUAUACAUUCGUAAUCUUUUACAAACUAGAAAAAUAAAUAGAUACCUACCUAGUUUUAAUUAUUAUUUAAUAAUUCAAACAAUAUAUUUUUAAAUACGUUUUCAAUAUUUUUACAGAGCACUUUUUUGAAUUUUAAGUGCAUAUCUUAAUUUUUCAGUGUAUAUUUUGCCUGUUUUUAGUGCACAAAUGUAUGUAUAUUUAACACUUUUUAGUGCAUUAA